Drosophila suzukii is the source of this 3005-nucleotide messenger RNA. The record is from RefSeq and is a predicted model, not a curated record. Lineage: Eukaryota; Metazoa; Arthropoda; Insecta; Diptera; Drosophilidae.
AGUAAAAUGCAUUGACGGGAGCGAAAGGCAGUUAUUCCGUUUUUACGACACAAAGCUGGAUUUAUUGAUGUGCAACUGAGGAAAUUCAAAGCUGAUGUUUAAUGCAAAGUUAAACAAAAGAUUCACUGGAAAUAAAGAAUUUCAUUGAAGUGAUUCACCCGCUGGCCAUGUCGGACAACGGCAACAUUUCCUACUGCCAAGCAGUAGGUAAUCGCACCUCGUUCUUCACCACCGCCUACAAUGGCAUUCCGGAAACCCUGAUUCUGAACACCAUCUUCUGGGUUCUUCUGAUCCUUCUGUUUACGACUCUGCGACACCAGGCGGGUGACUUUGGUCGCCUUGCGCUGGUCAACAGCAAUGGGAGCAAAAAGCGCUGGACGGAGAUCUUCUAUUCGCGGGCCGCCAGUGUGGUCGAUCCCCAGCCGAGCACCUCAACUCAGGUGUCGCCUAGGCCAAGCGCCACCUCCCAGGUGAUCGCCGACUCAACGCCUUUAUCACCCAUUCAGCCCGAGGAGGGUCUUUUCGGCUGGAUCAAAGUCACCCUGAAGCUGCGCAAGGAGACCAUCUUGCUGCACACUGGACCGGAUGCCGUGCAUUACCUGUCCUUUCAACUGCACCUGAUGGCCGUCAUGGCUCUGGUGACCAUCGUUUCGCUGGUCAUUAUUCUUCCGGUCAACUUCUUCAACGGUCCCAAGGAAAACCCUUACGACGUGAAUGCCUUUGGUCGCACUACAAUGGCGAAUCUCUCGCCAAAUUCGCCGUGGCUUUGGGUGCACACGAUCAUCACCAUUCUUUAUAUUCCGCUCGUGGUACUCAUCAUGCGGAGGGCCUCGGGACGGAAUGCCUUUAAGAAAGCCGCCACCCGCACCAUUAUGAUAUCCAACAUAUCGUCCAGCGAUCGUAACAAGACCGUGGUACGGAACUACAUGCAGGAGCUCUUCCCGGACGUCACCAUCGAGAACGUGUCGAUAGCGUACAACAUUUCACGACUUUAUGUAAGGAACGCAGAGUUUGAGCGAGUUCACGAUGCGAGAUUGUACUGCGAACAUCAUAGGAAUAGAGAUACUUUGAUGGCCAAACCCGACAUGUGUUCCUGCAAAAAGGAAAAUGCCUAUGAGUACUAUCAACGAGAGGAGCGUAAGUUAUCUGGGGAUGUGGCCCGUCUGCGCGCUUCCACGAUGAAUGAGCCCCUGGACAUUGCGUUUAUCACUGUGUCUACAGUGCAGGAGGCGCAGAAUAUUGUUACCCACUUCACACCGGGUACCUACCGCCAAUGGCACCUGGUGUUCGCUCCGUCACCGGAUGAUCUCUUCUGGGAGAACUUGAAUGUGAACAAAAGCCACUGGUACCUGAAGUUCUUUUGCGUGAACGCAGUGCUCUUCCUGGUUCUCUUCUUUCUCUCCACGCCGGCCAUUGUAGUAAGCCUGCUCAACAGCCGACCAUGGAUAAAGGAAACGGAAAGCAAGAUCUCGCCGCUUGUAUCUGAUUUCCUACCCACAUUGAUGCUCUGGACCCUGUCGGCGCUGAUGCCCGUGAUUGUGGCCAUUUCGGACAAGUGGAUGCGGCACUACACACGCUCCAAACAGAACUAUUCGAUCAUGACAAAGUGCUUUGGCUAUCUGCUUAUGAUGAUUAUGAUUCUGCCUUCCCUUGGACUGACUUCCGCUCAGGCGCUAUUGGAAUGGGGAUUUACUAACCAGACUGAGCGCUGGCAGUGCAUUUUCUUGCCUGAACGUGGCUCCUUCUAUGUAAACUACAUCAUUACAGCAGCGUUUAUUGGAACUGCGUUGGAGCUGUUGCGCUUCCCGGAGCUGAUUGUCUACAUUUGGUCAUUGCUAAAGGCAAAAUCCAAGGCCGAAACGCCGUACAUUCGCAAGGCAAUCCUCAUCGAGUUUCCCUUCGGAACGCACUAUGCCUGGACCACGCUCGUUUUUACCAUAGCCAUUGUCUACAGCGUGGCCUGCCCGCUGAUCAUGCCUUUCGCCAUGAUAUACAUCUGCCUGAAGCACUUCGUGGAUCGCCACAACCUCUAUUUUGCCUACGGACCAUCAAACAUGAUCUCUCGCAAGGGCGGAAAGAUCCACUCGACAGCAGUAACGAUGACCAAGUUCUCGGUAGUGAUCUUGGUGCUGGUCAUGGCCAUGAUAUGUUACUUCCGCGGCGAUGAGGGCAUGGCCCGCUUCCUGCUGCUUAUCAUCAGUCUGGCCAUUACCCUCACUCUGUUCACUUUUAUGUCACCAAUCAAACGAUGCGCUGCCACGCGGCGGCCAAGCAUUGUGGAGAUUGCCGGUCCGGCACCCAUCUACGUUCCCGAUGUGCUUAAAGAUAAUGGAGUAAGGACCAGCAGUGUUCGGCCCUCAGUAGCAGGAUUUGGGGGAUACGGCUCCGACAGCGUUUCCGAGUACGAUAGCUCGCAGUACAGCGUCAACAGUGUGGAGGCGUAAAUAGUAUUAGCGUCGGGAGACCCUACAUUUAUUUUUGUAAAAUAUCUAUAGAAGCCACUGAGAACUUUGCAAGUUGACGGCUUUAAUUUGCAUACGAAUGAAUGACAGGAGGAUAACAGCAAGAUAAUUUGUGAUACCUAGACCAGCCAGACCAGCCAGAUUUUGAUAUGUCCCUUGCACGCAAACGCGAGUGCAAUAUUUAUUUCUGAUGUGUAUAUAAUCUACCUAAUUUUCCAAUUUUAUCUGUAACAACUGUACAUACUAUAUUUCUUUGCUAAAUGCUUAACAAAGAGCUUCAUGCUAAUUUUCGAAACAGUAAUGCUGUUAAUAUUUUACAAAUGAAACACACAGUGCAUUAUAUUAUUUCACGUAAUUUUUUUAUUUAUGAUAAAUAAAAAACUAUUAAGUUUAUGCGUAUCUCUUUUGCAUACAGAGUUACGAGUACGAGUUAUAAUUAUUUUAAUAUUUCCUUUAGAAAAUUAGCCUGCAAGUGUCACUUCUAUUGUUAAUUGAAGGAGAACUAUCAAUUAAAAGUAAACGAAAUACAAUUAGUCCAAUAAA